Molecule: messenger RNA, 1314 nt
Organism: Candida dubliniensis CD36
Lineage: Eukaryota; Fungi; Ascomycota; Pichiomycetes; Serinales; Debaryomycetaceae
Gene: WBP1
Product: dolichyl-diphosphooligosaccharide-protein glycotransferase
Exons: 1
Coding region: 1-1314 (437 amino acids)
Cellular component (GO): endoplasmic reticulum membrane; oligosaccharyltransferase complex
Source: RefSeq, a predicted model, not a curated record
AUGUUGAAACAAUUAUACUUCUUUUUAGUGUGUUUAUUAUGGACAACUGUCAAUGCGUCACAUUUUGAGACUGAACAUGCAUUGGUAUUAUAUGAUCCAGAAUUGUUUCCAUUAAAUGAUACAAGCUCUUUGACUCCAGAAGUUGCCCAAUUCAUAGAGUAUUUGUCUGAUAAGUUUGAUGUGAAGAUCAGUGAUUACAAUAGCGACGAAAUCAAUUUGUUUUUUGAUGACUACCCUCGUUACGAACAUCUUGUGUUGUUUCCUUCAUCAAAGAAAACUAUUAAAUCUAAAGAAGCAUUAAGUCUGCAUAAAUUAUUGCGAUUCAUUAAUGAAAAUAGUAACAUUUUUGUUGUUGGUGGAUCGCAAAGUGUUUUACCAGAUGGAUUGAGGGGGUUUUUAAAUGAACUUGGUAUUUUCCCAUCACCAAAGAAUUAUAAGUAUAUUGAUCAUUUCAACAGCAAAAGAGGUAUUGUUCAAUUAACUCAUGAUAAUGUUGUCAAAGGAAAUAGGUUAAUUGAUGAAUUGUCUACAACAAACUACGAUGGUAAUGCUGCUUUGAUUUCGAACAAUGAAUUAAUCUUCCCCAUUGUUAGAUGUUCAGCCACUGGUUACACCAACAAAGUGGGCGAAGCAAUUGAUGCUGACAAAACAUGGACUUUUGGUGAACAAGGUUAUUUGGCAGUUGGUUUGGAAGCUUUGAAUAACGCCAGACUAGUUUGGGUUGGAUCUAGCUCCUUGUUGGCAGAACCUCAAUUGUAUAAAUGGUGUUUCCAACAACAGGGUAAAUUGAAAUUGCAAUUCGUGGAGCACAUUAAAGCCGACGAACCAAGUAAACCAAACCCACAUUUAUACAGAAUCAAAGAUCAAGCGAUUUACACCAUUGGAGUAUCCGAAUUUGUUGAUGGAAAGUGGGUUCCAUUUGAAGUUAAAAACGAAGAGGAUCAGUUGCAAUUGUCGUUCAAGAUGUUAGAUCCUUACCAAAGAUUGAACUUGAAACCACUAGGUCCAGUGAGUGCUACCAGUAACAGCACAGAAUUAGAUACAUAUGCAUACUUUGUUAACUUCACUGUUCCUGACCAUCACGGUAUGUUUACCUUUGAAUUGGACUACAAGAGAGCUGGGUUAUCCUAUCUAGUUGACAAAAGAGUGGUGACUGUGAGACAUUUGGCAAACGAUGAAUUCAAAAGAUCAUGGGAUAUUUCAAAUUCCUGGUUAUACGUUGCAAGUGCUGUGUUUGUAAUUAUUGCAUGGUUUGUAUUUGUUGUUUCUUACAUUUAUGUUGGCAAAUCAAACUAUUCCAAAAAAAAUGUAUAG